UCCCGUUUUUCUGUGCCACAGAUGUAUCGGUGGAAACAAUACCCUCGCCACAGCAGACGUCAGUUGGAGAGCGCUACACAUCGGAACAAAUUCGAAUUACAUAUUUGAAUCAAAUAGAACCCGAUAAUUUCUAGGACUAAUCAUAUUGUCAGAUUUAGAAUUUCAUCAUUGAUCCCGUCCACUGUUUUAAUAUAGACAUUUUAUUUAUAUGAGAAUGGGAAAAUUUCUAUAAAUAUAGUAGCUAGUGUUGAAGCGCUUAGCAAUGAGAUAGAAAUAAUUAAUUUAUAGAUUGUGGAAGAAUACAUUGAAAGAAAGAAAGCAGAAAAGAAAGAAACAGAAAAGAAAGAAAAAAACAUUCUGUUUCAAAAGAAAAUCAAUACCGGCAUGUCAAUUAAUAGGUUGUGCCAGGUCGCUUAUAGCGCACGUGUUGCCACAACCAAUGGACUUUAUCUGACGACUCCAUCUACACAUCAAUAAAUAAGUUGGACUCUGAUCAAGUAAGGGAAGCUACUACCUUAACAAGUUCGACGACUCAAGGCCUAACCCUUGUUGCCUCUCCACCAUGACAAGAGACGGGAUGACGCCGGUGGCUAAGUUGAGGGGCUCUCACAAGAAGGCACGUGAAACACAUUCAUUGCCCAUCCUAGAGAGGCCGGCCAGGGAAACCCCGUACCAGGACUACACGCGCAUCCGGAAAAUGAUCCAAGCUAAAGCUGACCUGAAAGGAGGAUUGACUAGCUCUGAUCUUUUUGUGGACGCCUCUUUCCCACCAGAUCGAUCGUCCUUGACCUACGUCUACAGCGGAGACGACAAGUAUGAGCACACACUCUUCCGGAGACCGAAAGAGACAAGAGAAACGCCGAUGCUGACUGGAGUCGGAGGAAUCUGUGACGAGCCGUUUCCUUGGCAAAUGUGGAAGCAGCGAGGGUGGUUUCACGGCGCCCUGGUGGUGGUGUCUCUCAGCGCCCGGGCUCUGGAGCGCCUGAUUCCAGGCUACAGGAACAAUGAACAAAACUUCGAUGCCAACUAUAGUGGCUGUUUUCACUUUCAUCUGUGGCGAUUUGGUGAAUGGGUGGACAUUGUGGUGGAUGACUAUCUCCCCAUGCUGGACGCCUUCCCACUCUUUUGCAAGCCCUUGGGUACUGCUGGUGAAAUGUGGGGACCACUGGUGGAGAAAGCCUAUGCCAAGUGCAAGAGAACCUUCCAAGCAAUAGAGUACGGCUUCACCCUGGACGUGUUGACGGACCUGACGGGAGCCGUGUGUGAGUUCUUCACACCGGACAUCGACCCACCCUCCAACCUCUUUCACAUCCUGUACAAAUCCGGCUCCUGUCGGUCACUCAUGGCCUGCUGGAGAAACAACAAGAGACUGACCCCAGCUGGAUUUAACUGGACAGACGACAGCGGAGGCGCCGACAGAGAACGUUACCUGCACAUCAUCACAGCUGUUACAAAGUUCUCAGUCAGUGGAGGCCGAAUGGAACCUAUGGUACGGCUGAAAUGUCCAUUCGCUGCGGAACCAAAAUGGCAAGGGCGUUUCUCUGAUGGUGACACUGCAUCUUGGCAGAAUGUCAACUCUGAGUUCAUGUCACGUCUGCAACCCCACACCAAAAAGGAUUCCGACGAGUACUGGAUGACGUACGGAGACUUCCGGUGUAAUUUUGGCGGCCUUUUCAUCAUCAGCUCUCCUGAACCUUUUCGAUUGGACGGUUUUAACAUUCAGAGGACUUACCGCACCUACAGCGAUGCGGGCCUGCACCACGCUGAGCCGUGGGUGGAAGGCAGCUACAGAAACAGGUCCCGCCGCUUCACCUCGCCGCAUGACAACUUGGCCAGGGAGGCUAUGAAAAGGCGCACGAACAGUGACUCCGAGUGCCAUUCGUACGGCACCUCCGACGCAUCCAGUGCGCCAUGUUCACCCACAAAGAUCAACCACAGGAAGGCGGAGUACGCUGAUGCGGCGAUGCGGAGGCGCAUGUUCGUGGCGAAAGAGAGAGACUAUCGAGCUCAGAUGGCUAGUGAUACUGAGAGACAGCACAAGGCCGAGGAGAAAUCCCUGAGCCCAACCCGGCAACAGAAUCGAGAAACCCAAGACGACAACACUAGCGACAGCAAGAACUUCUCCAGCUCCUGUCUGCCCAGUCCUCGUCGGAGAAAAUCUGCCGGGGAGAAGUUGAAAGAGGCGCCAAGGUCUUCUGAUAGCAGCCCCAAUAUCAAAGGUUCUAACGUCCUCAGGAAGACCCCCAAAUCAAACUUUAUGAAAAAACACAGUCUGGACACCACCCUGCAUGGAAUAUCGUUAUCCUCUCAACACUUCUCUAGCAUGGAGAGCUCCUCGGUUGUUUCCGAAAACGAUUCAGGGGUAUGGGCCACGCCCGUCUCACCCGAGCCCAGCUCCGUAGCCUCUUCGUCAUCUUGCGCCAACACUACUGACGAUACACAAUCCUCGGCGCCCGUUUUCACACUGCACCCGACCACGCCACCGACAGAGAGCAGCAUUACAGACAAUAAUCCGACAUCACCUGACGCAAAGUCCACGACGGACGACAGCAGACGGUUACAAGGUGCAGGGAGUCGUCCAGGAACAAACCAAGUGACUUCAUCCAAUUCCUUAAACUCUUUAACCCAGAGUUCCUUUCUGGCAACAAGGGCGGACUACUUCCGUUCUGACGGCAAGUGGAAAGUUAUAUUAGAACAUAAAGAUGUCUGGAGACGGGACACUCCAAGCGCAGACAGGACCCGGAUGGACAUUCACUCCAAGACACACCGUGUCUACUUCCUGGUCACCCGCCACGAGCUCAAGGACCCCCUGGUGCCGCCCACGCUGCAGGACAAACGCCACGUCCUCAUUUCCCUCAUCCAGGACUACAGGCACGGGGCGGGCACUGCCAACUCUCUGCUGGUACCAAUUGGCUUCUGUUUGUACCGGACCAAGCACUGUGAGCGCGAUGAGAAAAGGCACAUCUCCAAACUCCAUCUUGUUGGUCAGAUUGACGGGGAACCCGACAGAAGGGAGGUCACGGCGAGGUUCGACCUUGACCCGGGUGGUUACUUCUUGGUGCCUUACUACCAUGCCGAACAGCAUCAGGGCGAGUUUCUGCUUCGAGUCCUCAGUGAAUCUGACCUUGGUCAAGUCAAGGCUGGAUGCAAAAUCUCCUAGUUAAUGUCUAAAAGACAUUACCUUACAUCAGAUGAGGACGAAUACAUGGAAGGAGGGUGAGUGUUCGCACCUGUAUUCAUACUAUGACAAUAAAAGAAAAAUUGUCUGUCCAUCUACAAUGCAUGAGCCAGCGCUGACGACCAUCCACUGGAAAGCAGAAUUGUACUGCAUUACGUUCUGGGGGGUUUACAAACUUUAAAUGAUUCGUUAGCCAUUGUUAACAUGGGCGCAGGACCUGCAUUAUGUUCUGGGGUUUUACAAACUUUAAAUGGCUCAUAAUCGCAGGGCCUAAACAAACCAAAUGGAUCAAGCUAGCCCAAAGAGACGAGUUUAGUUUCAUCAUUGUCACAAGGUGCAUUCUUUAUCUUAGAUCGGAUCUAGGAAUUAGGAAUCAUUGGACCUGACUUGUGUUCCAUAUUACAUAAAAGCCGUAUAAUAAUAAUCAGCUGAAAGUAUGUGCUACAUGUAAAUAGUGACUGAACGAGAGAGAAAUUGAGUGAAGGAUUUUCAUGGAAGAGGUCAUCAAAGUUUUCGAUUACUGAGAAAUAUUUUACGUAGCGGGACGAUGAAAUUGUGCUCUGCAUUUCAAAAGAAGUGAUGGAGAACUCUCUAGAUCUUUAUUCGAGAUUUUAUACAUGAAAGCGAAUCCAUAAAUAGCACGUUUUAUUGUUGGUGUCUCCGGUACACAGAAGUAAUGAUAAGUCACAUGUUUUAAUUCAGCAGAUAAUUAUUUUGUGCACUUCCCAGCAGCAUAGAACCAAAUUGUAAUAACUGCCAUCUUUCUUUCAAUAUAGUGUCCUUGACAGAAUCAUUCCUGAUCUAUUUCUAUCUUCUUACAAUUUUGUACAAAUUCUAUCAAUCGACCAAUUUUCAUCUUGUACUAAAUGGUGUCACUUAAAGCAGUGCUUCCCAAACUUUUCCCUUAAUGGAACACUUUGCACAUUCUGAUUAUUUACCGGAACACUUCGCACAUUCUGAGUAUUUAUCGGAACACUUUGCACAUUCUGAGUAAUCGGAACACAUUGCUUAUUUUUUCAGAGAUAAAUUCACGUGGUGGCCUACUAGUUAAUUAUUCCAGUAGUUAUUGGAACACGUAUUCAAUCCUCGCGGAACACUAGGGUUCCGCGGAAUACAGUUUGGGAAACACUGGUUUAGAUAAUUUAAAAGGGAUACUCAAAAUCAAACUGCAAACAAAGAGCAGAUUACUGUGAUUUCCUUUAUUGUGAAAAUUCCCCAAAUAUGUGCAGAUUCAAAUCAGCGUACCUUUGAAGCGUUUAUUGAAAGAUGUCUGACAACUACCAACGACUAUAGAGAUAAAUCUAAGUUUGUGUGAAAGAUUGUCAAACAUUGGCUGCCAAUUAAAAAAAAAACAACAACACAAGAUCUGUUAGGAGGAUGAUUCCAUUGCCAACUACCUAUCCUGUCAGGUACGAUGAAGUGACUUAACUCUGUUCAGGCAGCACUGUACACGUCGCAUAUCAACAUGUCGAUUUCUGUUCUAUUUCCUAGACAUUGUGGUUUGUAGCUGUUGAGGUUUUGUUCUCAAACAUUUUUGUUCUGGGUUUUGAUAUGACACGUAGAAUACAUUUACUCCUAAUCAUGUCGUUAGACUCAUAGAAUGUUGUUUUGAUACAUUUUUGUUUUCUAUUUGGUAGAGUUUUUUGUUUGUUUUGUUUUGCAACAUCUAUAAUUACUAUUUGAACAAUUUGUAUAUAAAGCUAUAAAUAUAUUUGUUUAAUUUUUUUAAUUUUUUUUUUAUUUUAAAUACUGUAACAUUUUAAUGCCUAUUGAUAAAUAUUUCUCUAAUCCCAAAGUUACUUUCUUAUGGUGUCAUUGACUAUGUGUUUGUGUAUUGUUUACUCAUUAUCAUGAUGAUGCUUAAAUACAAUAUUUGCGUGUGUUUAUAGGAAUAUGCCUGUUUUACUAUUGGUCCCCUGAAGUAAAUGAAUUUGAACUUUUGAUAUGGGAAAAUGUUUUUUAUUUUAUAAUCAUUUAAUUUUCAUUGAAAAUUGUUUACAUUGAAAUUUUAUUAUUCUCAAUCAAAAAUAUUUAAGCGAUUUUUUUAAAUAACUUGUUAGAUUUCAGUUAUGCUAAUAAGAUAUCACACAUUUCAUUUUGUGUGUCCACAACACCCUCAUUCAGUCGUUCUUUUAAUUGUUCUUUUAUGUAAUAAUGAUGAUAACAGGAUAAGAGUAGACCCGAUGUUGAUAAAUGUGAUACGAUGUAAGGAUUUGUGGAAAUAGAAGGUGACUUAAAUUGAUCUGAUCUGACAAAUAGGGACUAAAGAUUUAUCUGAUGUGACUAAAUGGAACCUAAAGACUGACUUUUAUGACGCUACAUGAUCUGAUGUGACAAAAUGGGAUCCAAAGAGUGACUUUAUGUGACGCUACGUGAUCUGAUGUGACAAAAUGGGAUCCAAAGACUGACUUUAUGUGACGCUACGUGAUCUGAUGUGACAAAAUGGGACCCUACGAAACUUGAUGUAAUUAAACGUGACUUGAUGUGAAGGGGCUAAAGUCGGAGCCGUUUAGGAGAAGCAGCAGCAAAUUAAACAUUGAGUGAUGUGAACAAAUGUAAGCGUGUGUUUCAACUUCACCUAUCCCUUAGUCUGUUGGACCGUUGGGGCACCACACAAGAUUUAUCAAUCGUAUGUCUCCAUUUCACUCUGUCUUUUGCCUUGGAUAGAACCUUUUUAAACGGUAGGGCCGUCCAUUCCUUUAUGCUGUCUUCCCAUCGCUUUCACUAUUUGCCUCUUCUUCUUUUACCUGGUACUGUUCCUUGAAGAAAGGUCUUUUUACAAGCCCCGAAGACCUUGUAAUAUGGUCAUAGAGCUUUAGUUUUCGUUUUAUUUUACACUAGUUAGCAGGUCAUCGUGGUGUCCAGUCGCUGAAGUAGCCCUGUCUCUAAUCUCUUCGUUUGUGAUGAAGUCUUUAAAUAUGAUACAUAGGAUAGGAUCCUCCUUUGGCAUCUCAAUUCUAUUGCUAGGAUCCUCAUAUCUAGCUCUGCAGUCAGCGUCUAAAGACUUACAAGUAUUUAAGAAUGUGGCCAUGACCAGGGAGCACAUCAGUCUGACUUUGGUGUCGUUGCCUUUGUCGAUAGACGCUAUGUCUAAGCGUGUAUGUCUCGAUAGACGCUAUGUCUAAGCGUGUAUGUCUCGACAGACUCUAUGUCUAAGUGUGUAUGUCUCGAUAGACUCUAUGUCUAAGUGUGUAUGUCUCGACAGACGCUAUGUCUAAGCGUGUAUGUCUCGAUAGACUCUAUGUCUAAGUGUGUAUGUCUCGAUAGACGCUAUGUCUACGCGUGUAUGUCUCGAUAGACGCCAUGUCUAAGCGUGUAUGUCUCGAUAGACGCUAUGUCUAAGCGUGUAUGUCUCGACAGACGCUAUGUCUACGCGUGUAUGUCUCGAUAGACUCUAUGUCUAAGCGUGUAUGUCUCGACAGACGCUAUGUCUAAGCGUGUAUGUCUCGACAGACGCUAUGUCUAAGCGUGUAUGAGCUGUUCCUAAAACUUUACUUAACACAUCCAAGUUUUUGAGUCCAACAAGUUCUAACUAGCUUCAUCUUUCAAUUUCUUGUCCUUUUGUAUUGAAUUUUCCAUUCAUUUUGUUCUCAGUAUUUUUUUUUUUUUAUUGGUUGACAAUUGUAUUUUUUGGUUACUCGUAUUCAACUCAACAGUCACAUGGUUAAUAAGUCAAAAUAUUUCGAUGUAAUGCGAAUAAAGUAAUAAAAUACUUUUUGCUGAACUUUUUUUUUUCAAACUGAAUUAAAAAAGAAUUAUACUUAGGUGCAAAGAAAAAGCGGGAUAGAUUAUUAAAGAUAGAGUGGGCCAGUAGUAUGACAUGGUGAUUGGGAUUGCAGACAAAGUAGGGAAAGAAUAGAUUGUAGUUAAAUGCCAUGGUUAACGUUUUGAAAAUGUGUAUGCUAUAUUAUUGUUCUAUUAUGCUAACAUUUUUUCUCAAAAGCUAUUUGUUUUUUUAUUAUUAUUUAUGAAUCAUUUAUUUAUUUAUUACAUACGAAUUUCUAGAAAUCACUAGCGGACAUUGUUAUUUAUGUGUUGUGUCUUUUAUUUAGAAAACUGUAUUAUGGUUGUGGUUUUCUCCCUUGCCUUACAUUCGAAGCUUUUCUAUAAAUAUGUUAUCAUAUCUUUUUGUAAACAAGAAAAUAUGAACGUGUGAUUUCUCUGACGACAUCACAUCAUUGUAAUAUUGCUAUGUCACAACGUGUCACAACAAUAACAUCAUUGAAGCCUCGGCUGUCACAGAAUGUCACAGUUGGAAAGUGUCUUGUAAAUGUCCAUUCAAUUACUCAGAAUUUUU
Molecule: messenger RNA, 7475 nt
Organism: Biomphalaria glabrata
Lineage: Eukaryota; Metazoa; Mollusca; Gastropoda; Planorbidae
Exons: 12
Coding region: 563-3160 (865 amino acids)
Biological process (GO): proteolysis
Cellular component (GO): cytoplasm
Molecular function (GO): calcium-dependent cysteine-type endopeptidase activity
Source: RefSeq, a predicted model, not a curated record